AUGGCAGUGCCCUGGGAGAAAUACUUCCGACUGGCCUUGCAAAAGAAACUGUCUACGAAGAUCCAGGGGCAGAAUGUGGACCACGUCCCACCGCCACUGCUGCGUCUCUUGGAGAAGAGGCAGGAACUGGUGGAUGCGGACCAGGGCCUUCAGGCCCAGAAGGAGGUGUUCCAGACUAUGCAGACAUCCCUGAAACAGCGGUGGGAACAAUUGGAACAGAAAGAGCAGGAGUUAAAGGGGUCCUUUGUCCGCUUUGAAAAAUUUUUGCAGGAUGCGGAGGCCCGGCGCAGCCGCGCACUGCGGAGGGCGGCGGAGGAGCGGCAACUGGCGAGCCGCCGGGAGGCGGAGGCGCUGCGACUUCGGGCUCAGCUGGAGGAGCUGCAGCGGGAGCGCGCGCGGCUGCAGCGCCUGCUUUGGCGCCUCGAGCCUUGCGCGCGCCUGCUGGGGCAAGUACUGGAGCAGCUGCCCGAGUUCCAAGAGGUCCCCGAGCUGGUGGCGCGCUUCGACGGCCUGGCCGACACGCAGGCGGCGCUGAGGCUCACGGAGCGCCAGCGGCUCGCGGAGCUGGAGGAGGCGCGCGCGCGGCUGCGGCGGCUGCGGGACACCUGGCAGGACGACCUGCUGCGGCAGGGCCAGCGGCGAGCGCAACUGCUGGAGCAACUGGAGGCGGCGCGGGAGCGCACGCUGCACUGGGUACCGCCGCCGGGAGGAGGGGGCGGUGUUCUCCAGGAAUCCAAGUGUAUUCAGAUCCAGAACACCGCGGCUGAGAAGACCCUGCUCCUGGGACACACCAGGAUGGCCGCACUCAACCUGUUCCAGCUAGUGUGCCAGCACCAGAGGCGGCCACCUGCCCUGGACAUCGAGGACACCGAGGGGCAGCUGGAGCAGGUGAAGCUCUUCAUCCUGGACCUCUCUGCCAUGCUGGCCGGCCUCCAUCAGGCCAAGCCCGCCGUCCGCGCCUCCUGA
Molecule: messenger RNA, 966 nt
Organism: Delphinapterus leucas (beluga whale)
Lineage: Eukaryota; Metazoa; Chordata; Mammalia; Artiodactyla; Monodontidae
Source: RefSeq, a predicted model, not a curated record